Molecule: messenger RNA, 1357 nt
Organism: Nymphaea colorata (pocket water lily)
Lineage: Eukaryota; Viridiplantae; Streptophyta; Magnoliopsida; Nymphaeales; Nymphaeaceae
Exons: 1
Coding region: 881-1357 (158 amino acids)
Source: RefSeq, a predicted model, not a curated record
AGAAAGAAAAAAGAUAAGGUGAUAAGAUCUAUCAUGCCCCAACUGUAGAUUUUCUAAUCUUCAAAAAGUAGAAGAAAAGGAAUAAAAAUAGAGAUGACCCACUCAAGUGGGCAAGGUUUAACAUCCAAUAGAAGCACGACCGGCCACCCCCCACUCAAAUCUACAUCUCCAGCAUGCGUGUUGACAAACACUAGUCUUUCCACUUAACUUAGACGCCGACCACGCCAUAAAGGCUCAUGAAAGAAGAGAAAAAAGAAAAUGCAACUCAUACAUUGGGACCAAUCAAUCUAGUGGCACAAAAUUACCCCUACAUGAGAAAUAACUUUCCAAAGAAGAAUCCCCUUCUACCACAUUUAUAAUGUAAACAGAAUACCUUUCUAAGCACCUCCCUGGUCAGCUUAAAAUUUAGAUGAUUCAAGAUGGUUGGUAAAGUGAACUGUCAAAUGACCAGCCACCCUGAAACUUUCAUGAGUUGCUUCUGCUGGCAUACCGUCAGAGGUACACCUGAGGAGCUCUGUUGUUCUCAAAAUCUGAGUUUCCUUCUGAAUUUAAUAAAAAUGAAAGUUGAACCAUUUGGCAAAGGUUCACGUUUUCUUUGGACCAAAUCUUCGAGGGAAGCACUAGAAAAAGGUGGUUGACUGUUGCCAACGUUGAUUGGAUAGGUGCGUGUUUCGUCAUUAUCUGCAAAAGAGAAAGCACCUUUGCACUAAAAGGAAAGGCUUGUUUGUAAAUUGCCAAGGAACAAGGGGCACAUAAUCAGAUCGGACUGUUAUAAAUAGUGACUUACAUUGCUGCCUGCACCAACGCAGCCUGAUAUAAUUGUCUGAGCAAGCGCUGCCAUUUUUAUUGCAGAUCGAAGGAAGAUUGGAAGGUUUUCACCAUGGGCAAUUGCCUUACUAUCGAAGCAAAGGUAAUCAAAUUCAAGAAUAAAGAUGGUGAAAUGCUUGAACAUGAUGCACCACAAGAGGUGCAACAUCUGCUAGCUGAUUUCCCUGUCCAUGCAAGUUCUGAGUCGUAUGCAGCUUCUAGCGCCCUUCUACCAGAUCAGGUUUCGCAUCUCCCAUCCUCUUCAACCGCGCAAGAAACAGAGGAAAGGAAUACACCUACAACAUCAAAUGGAGAUGAUCAUGCUGCUGGUGCUGGAGAAAGCAAGUGUAGCAGUGGAGGGAUAAUAAGAAUCAAGCUUCUCGUCACCAAGCAACAACUGGAAGACAUACUAACCAAAGGAGUCUCCCUCGACAACAUGAUCACAAACCUCACAAGAGGGGCAUAUAACAUAGAUUCUCCGAAUUCUCGGUGGAAACCUACACUGAGAAGUAUACCAGAAGGAUGUGAUGAGAAGCAAGAACUACUAUGA